Messenger RNA from Solea senegalensis (Senegalese sole), 1448 nucleotides. RefSeq names its product TNF superfamily member 14 (gene tnfsf14a). The coding region runs from base 152 to 850 and encodes 232 amino acids. NCBI's taxonomy places the organism in Eukaryota, Metazoa, Chordata, Actinopteri, Pleuronectiformes, Soleidae. The transcript is spliced from 5 exons. Gene Ontology annotation, cellular component: membrane. The record is from RefSeq and is a predicted model, not a curated record. Gene Ontology annotation, molecular function: tumor necrosis factor receptor binding. Gene Ontology annotation, biological process: immune response.
CACCUCAACAUUUUUGUCCUUGACUCUGGUCUUUACCAUAUUGCUAGUGAGUAGUCAUCAUCACUUCAACCAACCACAAACCCUGUGUCAAGAAGCACGUCUCACAACUUCUGGAGAACAUAUCCACCUUGAGUUCUUUUCACUUAUAGUUAUGGAGAAGGAUGGUUAUCCGUCUGUGUUUGUGGUGGACCGCCCUGCUACCGGUCUUCCAUUACCACCCAGGUUGAGAAAGAGGCAGCAGUGUGGAGGAGCAUGUCAGACCGUGCUGAUCAUGCUGGUCAGUGUGGCACUGUGUGGCAUGGCCAUAGAAGCCUGCUUCAUCUACCAUCUCUACCAUCUCUACCAUCCUGAAUCUGUUGCCUCAGCAUCGUCCUCUAAGCUUGUUGAAGAUGAAGAUGUUACUCAUCCCACUGAAUGGCCCAAUUACAAUAUUCCUCCUUCCAAACCACUGGCACAACUCACUGACGGACAAGAUGUAGUUUACGGACCACAUAUCAUGAAGUGGAGCACGAUUGCAAACCCUUUCCUCUAUGAAAUGGACUACAACAAUGGGGGCCUUAUAGUGAAGAAGGAGGGUUAUUAUUAUGUCUAUUCAAAGGUUUUCUUCUCAGACUGUGGUUCGUUUCACCACUCUGUCGAACUGCACACGCAGAAGUACAGUGAAAAACCCAUUCCCCUCCUGCAGUCAAGGAAAAUAUCCCCGAUCUCGAGCAGCGCACGAUCCAACAGUUACUUGGGUGGAGUUUUUCACUUUGACAGAGACGACGCUCUUUAUGUGAGAGUCAGCAACACCACGAAGAUCCAGAGGCACAAAUCCUAUGAGAACAUCUUUGGUGCUUUUAUGAUAUAAACAUCACAGUAGCACUUUACAUUACAGCAGAGUAACAACAUAGAAAAAGUAAUUUAAUGUAGAGUUUGUGAUUUGGUGACGCCAUCUUAUUUCUAAUGCCUGUCUGGCAUGUUAAACCAAUGUGUGGCAACAAGCAGGUUAGGUUCACUUCCAAAGUAAUAUUCAGGGGAUUUUGACUGUGAAUUUAGCAAUUACCACAUUAUGUCAUCCUGCCUAGAUGAGUCAGGAGUCAGUUGUCUAUAUUAAUAUUAUAUUAAUUGUAAGUUAUUAUUGCACUUUUACCAUAUUGUCACUGUAUUUACCGACAUCACAUUAAUCAUCAUCAGUGUCACCAUGAAUCAAAAUGUUUUCAUAAUUUUUAAAUGGAUAAACCAAACCUUUUUAUUUUAGUACACUUUUUUCAUUUUUCAUAUUCUGUAUCAUCAUAUUAAGAAAAUGUAACCAUUAACAUUUAUUCUCAUUCUUGCUGUAUCACAUAGUGUGCACACUAUUUAUUUAUUGCUUCAGUGGGUGACCACAUGACACAACUGCUUUAAUUGUGUUGAGUUUUCAUUCGAUCAUGUAAAGGAAAAUGUUGAAAUAAAUGGAUUAAAAAGUG